AUGAAUGAAAGACGAUGUUUUUUUAGUUUAUUGCAAACCUUUGACACUGUUUAUCACGUGAGGAAUAAAUCAAGACUAAAUAGUGCACCGACUAGCCAUAAAGUUUCAAGAUGAAAAGGAAAUCCUUUUGUAAGAGUUUUCAUCAUUGGAGGAAAGCAAUAAUUAUGUAAAAUCUAAUAAAAAAUAACCCGAAGAAUUCCUAUUGUUUCGAAAAGAUUUAAUGAUUGAAAAUAAAAAUCAUGCUGUCUUUUUCAGGAGAUUUUUAUAUGGAUGAAAAUCAGUCAUUGGAUUAUGUAAAUGGAUUAAAUUCUGAAAACAAAAAACAUAUUUUAAUUCGAAGAAUACGUAUGGCAAAUUUUGGAACAUAUAAUCAUUGGUUUAGAAAAAAUUCAGAAAAAUAUGGAGCGGCAACAUAUCUUUUGCCAGUUGGUUCCGUAUUUGUUUUAACAAUAAUAAUUUUACUGAUGGUGAUGUUUAAGCGAUGCCCGCAAUUGGUUGCAGCGAUUGUUACCGGGAUUUUGGGAACGAUAGCAAUAUUUACGGUAUUAGUGACUAUAAAUCAUCCCGAUGUUUACGAAUAAUCAUUUUAUUAUAAUUUAAAAAUCACAUUCAUUCAGUGUAAAUAAUGUUAGAAUAUGCAUUUAUUUUAUAACAAACAACCUAUUGUUGUCAAUUGUCACUCUAAAAAAUAACCUCUUUAAAAAAGUGUCCUUCGAUUUAUUAUAUUAUAAGACUGUAAACAUUUAAAAACUAUUUAUACACAUAAAACAAACGAUUUUAAUUUAAA
Messenger RNA from Leptopilina heterotoma, 787 nucleotides. RefSeq lists its product as uncharacterized. The record is from RefSeq and is a predicted model, not a curated record. The transcript is spliced from 4 exons. NCBI's taxonomy places the organism in Eukaryota, Metazoa, Arthropoda, Insecta, Hymenoptera, Figitidae. The coding region runs from base 240 to 581 and encodes 113 amino acids.